CGGCGAAGAUCGGGAGGUUAGGUCGCGGGCCGCGUGUGUUCCUCGCGAGUGCUCGGCGCACCGCGACGGUCGUCGACGGACGUCGGCAGCGGAUUCGCGGGCGCGAGAUCGUCGCCGAGAGUAGGCGAUUAGUAGUUUACUUUCCCCCCCCUCUCCCCGCACACGUCAUUUCUCGCUCGCGGGCGAGCGUUCGUCGCUGUCGGGAGCAGCGGUCAAAGUCGAUCGUUCUCGUCGUCGUCGCAAUAACGGGGGCGAGCCUCUCUCGCUGCACCCCCUCGCUUCAUCCCCGCGCAUCGUCUCUCAUCCCUUUUCAACGGCGUCUCGUUGUCGGUGCAGCCGGCUGUACCGCGUCGUCGGCUUUUACGUCGCCCGUGUGUGUAACAUCGCACCUGUCAUACCUGUCGAUACGCAGCUCCGAACGGAGGCGAGGAUAAGCCAACACCGUGUGCUCCCGGCCUAGUGACCUGACCUUGGAUCGGGCCGACCAGAGUUUCGCAUUCUCGACGUCGUCAUGUAUGGAUUUUGAACUUCCAUCCCUGAUAGAUCCCCGAGGAUUUGUGGAGCUAGACGCGACGCAAAAAAAAACUCCGAAAAUGUGAACGUAUAAAAAAAGGCAGAUGCCCAACAAGGCGCGGCCUCGUCAAGAGUGGUCUCCUCAAUCUCCCAUAGAUGUCUUGUGGAUGUCCCGCUCCGCCAUGAGGCCGGCCGAGGGUGACGCUUCGGAUUGCAUCCUGGUAGUCGGCGUAUCCAGAUCGAAGAUGGCUGUUGCUUUCCUGUCGGUCGCCUUGCUAUCCCUCUUCCUCACCUUCCACAUACUUUACGACAGCGCCGUUUAUAGCAUCCACGCUGUCUCCGCCGUCGAAGGGCGCACGGUCGAGCUGGUCUCCCAGGUACGCGCGACGCCACCGCUUCUUUUCUCCACCUCCAAGGUACAUUUUCCGCGGACGAAUCGCCACCUCCCCCAGGCCAUCAUAAUCGGCGUACGCAAAUGCGGGACAAGGGCAUUGCUGGAGAUGCUCUUCCUGCAUCCGCAGAUACAGAAGGCGGCCGGUGAGGUUCACUUCUUCGACCGUGACGACAAUUAUGGGAAGGGUCUUGAAUGGUACCGGCGCAAGAUGCCCUAUUCCUUCAAGGGGCAGAUCACUAUCGAGAAGAGCCCGAGUUACUUCGUCACCCCGGAGGUGCCCGAAAGGAUUCGCGCGAUGAACGGCAGCGUGAAGCUGCUGUUGAUCGUGCGGGAACCGGUCACCCGGGCGAUAUCGGAUUACACGCAAUUACGCACGCACGCCGCGACCGCGUCUACGUUAAUCAACAACGGCACGCCGCAACAGCAGCAGCCAACGGCGCGCACUUUCGAGGAGCUCGUUAUGCGACCCGACGGUACCAUUAACGAAUCCUACAGACCGGUCGCCAUCUCUCUCUACCACACCUAUAUGCACCGCUGGCUGGAGGUGUUCCCCAGGGAGCAGAUCCUCAUAGUGAACGGUGAUCAAUUGAUCGAGGACCCGGUGCCGCAGCUGCGCCGAAUCGAGAAUUUCCUCGGGCUCGAAUCGCGCAUCGGCCGGCACAACUUCUACUUUAAUCACACCAAGGGCUUUUAUUGCCUGAGGAACGAGACCUCGGAGAAGUGUCUGAAGGAGAGCAAAGGGCGCCGUCACCCGCGUGUCAGUCCGAUGGUUGUGACGAAGCUGAGGAAGUUCUUCAAUGAGCAUAAUCAACGCUUCUACGAGCUGGUCGGCGAGGAUCUCGGCUGGCCGGAGGAAUAACCAUCGUGGAGAGAACGACUCGUUCGUUAUCGACGCGGAUCGUGCGCGUAUCCAGCGGCGAGCACGAUCCUUUAACUAGGAUCAAAUAUCCUCCUGUCACCGAAGAAGAAGAGACAUCGUUACCAAUCAGCGGCGGAAUUGACCACUGCGAGCCGAAUACAAGAUCCGAGCUGACGUCGAUGAAGACUCUUCGGGAUUACAACAUCAGCGAUACUUGACCUGAUCUCUUCGGGGACACACCGAUCAAGGAUAAGUAGUUUAUUUAUUAAAAUAGUUAAUCUAGUCCUUUGUUUUCGAGAAAAAGUUGUCAACGGGCUGACGUUCCACGAUGAGAGAGAGCAUCGACAUUGACGGAUGCACGCGAAAUCAGCGUCUUGUUAUUGCAUUAUCAGUGUAAGCGUACGCGUAUAUAAAGGACGCGCACACAUAAAUGUACACAAACAUACACGCAAACACACAUACAUACAUACAUAUACACACGAAGUUACAAUAACGCCGGCCAAAAUAAAAUAGAAACGCGGAUCCGCGAGACAAACUACAAUCCCUUCGUGGAUCCACGCGGCAUACGGAUCACAUUGGUCCGUGACUUUACAUAUCAAUUUUACAUAUCGAUAGUUUACAUAUCAAUAGGUUAACUAGUUCGUACGACAAAGAUUGAAUAUUUUUAUAAUCCACAUUGGAAGUUGUUAUAUCGCUUAUGUCGUUAAGGAUAUUACGUAACGCGAGGGAUCUCUCGCGGCGAUCAAAAAAGAUCUAUCGUUUUAUUUAUUGCGCCUCGCGUAUGCACGAUCCACACUAUCAUAGAUAUGGGGAGAGAAAAGGCGAGGAGAGAAUUGGGGAAGGGAAAGGGUAGGGGGGGGGGAGCGGAAUAAUUACGCCAAUUCGCUCUUUUGCGAAUAAGAAAAAUCGAAAGCAAACCGAACGAAAGCGCGAUCUUUUAUUUUUCCGCCGUCUCUUCAACUUUAUUUCUUCCCUUUCGCGGAAGAACGCGAACCGUUCUUCCCCAUCGUUCUCUGACACUGGAUAUCGGCGCAAGCGUUCCUCUGGGAACACGAAGAGAAGUAGGGUGGAAUCCGACCAACCGCGAAUAAACUCGUCAACGGUAAAUGUAACGGCUCUCGCCGAGAGGCUUCACCGUAGAAAUCUUUAUAAUCGAUUAUUUUCCAAAUCCCAAUAGAGAGCUUGUAAACGCGCGCGCAUAUAACGUUUUACAAACACACAUAUAUGUAUAAAUAACUUUUACCGAAAGAGAUUGAACGAAAAGUUACAUGUGCGAUAAAAGCGACGCGACAACGGAAAUGUGUCAACGAUUUAUCUCGACGCCUUUUGCCUCCUCCGAAAGAGUUGUGAAUAAUUACGCGGAUAAUUAAUAAUUCGGCUUGACGUCGACGAAGGAUGAUGAACGCCUCGCGAGAUGGAAAUUGAGAUAAACCUCCUUUACGGUGUCUGUUCGCGGAUUUCCAAGAUGAAGACACGUUAAACCUCGCGGUGACGAAUUACGUCGUAGCGGUUUACGCUCUCGGGUGAAUUUUACAAGAACUUUUAUAUCUUUCUCUUUCGGAUUUUUCAGAUAUACGAACGAUCGCUUGAUAAGAAUCGCUAUGACGAUUAUUAAUGUAAAUUAACGCAUCUACAAUCAUUGAGAACGCGGGGGAAAAACAGCGAGCGAGAUAAAAGAAGCGCGAGAAACGACAGCUUGUUGCUCCAAGCGACAAAUUUUUCUCUCGGAAGGAUACGGCGGAUAUAAAUAAUCCGCUUUACGGCGCAAGUGGAUCGUGUAUGCGCAUGCAAAGUGCAUCGUGCGUUAAUUCGUGCGAUAAAUACGCAGUCGCUUAGGCUCCGUUUCAGGCGGCCGGAGAUCUCGAGAGUAAUUUGCGAUUCGAAGCCGAAUGCGUCAAUUUCCUUCGCUUCUAAGGAGCUUCUUAACUUCUAACGUUUGAUAUCCUCGCAAAGGAGGUACGGUAAGUUCAAGCCGGCGUGGAAAAUUCUGUUUGCGUCGAUUAAAUCACUUUCAACGAGAAAAGAGAGAAUGUUUAUCUUUAGUACACUGCGAGUGACAUGACUGAACCUAGUUUUUAUUUAUAGCUAUUUGAAAGCGUUCGUUUUAUAUCCCGACCCCGUUAAUUAUCGUGUCUCCCGCAAUUUCCUUAGGCGCCAUGAUGUUACACAUAGAGCUCGAUCAUCGAUUCCCAAAGUUCCCAAACUUUACACAAUCUCGACAAUUUCUGGUCCCUCGAGCGGCUCAAAGAGAAUCGAUCUAAUUUUUGCCCGAGGAAUUGUAAUUUACAUCAAAAGCGCUUUGUUUUAUUUUGUUUCAAUUUUAUUCAAUUAGUUAACCGGUUCACGGCUCCAUAAUUAUUACGCGGUUUAAUAAUUCUUAAUUAGAUUUCGCUAACGAUAAGAAAAACACUUAGAAGAAUUUUUCUUCACGUCUUCACCAUUUCUUCGAUGCAUGAAAAUUUUGAAAGUACAGGAGACAAAAAUUUUACUUUGCUCAAAAGAUGAAUUUUAUUUCGUCGCGCACUUUCUAAUCGCCGUCUCAAGUUUUUCAUAUAUAUAUAUAUAUAUAUCUUAAUUUUAAUUUGUGAGGGUAAGGAAAAGUAUAAAUCCUUUAUUUUAAUUUUAUAUAAAUAAUUUAUUUCAAUUUAAAAAAUCCUUUAAUUCUCUUUUUGAAUUACCUCAUCAGGAUACAGCUUACAGAUUGCUCGGAACAUAAAUCUUUCGCUAUUAGAUUAAGAGGAAAAAUACAUAUAUAUCUGAAUACUUGUUCCCUCUCUAUUCUCGAGUAAUCUUGGAUCGACGGAGCUCGAAACGAGCGGACAAUUGCUGUUGCAAGUAAAUUUUCAAUUACUAGGUAGCGAUCGCAGCGUGACCGAGGACGAAUUUGAAAAAGUCACGCCAUCAGAGUCUCCCCUUACAACCUUCCAGUAACCUCGUAGACGACGAAUAUUCAAUUCUACCUUGACUCGAUGACCAAGCGAGUUUAUACAUUACACGCGUGACACGCGAUCGCCUUUUUCAGCCUCGCUUAAACGCACGUAAAAACGCACAUAUAUUCGCUCGAUAUUCACCCCCCUCGUGACGAGCGGACGGAUCUCCCGUUACGAUUUUCGACCUCUGCAGCCAAUUAAGGAACUUUUACAUUUAAGAAGUCACGGCACUUCUCGAUAAGAAACAUAACCGGUCAUUUUAAUCAUUUAUUACCCUCGGUUACGCUUAUUUAAAUGAUGGAGAAAAUAUUUUUACAAUCAGUUUUUUUACAUUUUAUCGAGGAAAUUUUUUUUAUUUAUUCUAUCUUUCAUGAGAAGCGAAUAUCGAGAUUUCUCGCGAGUGAGAAAAUUGGCACGAUUAGUUAUUGCACAUUCGAUUAUAAUAAUGUCCGAAUGGAGACAGUAUUAUGUGACGUCAGAGAGAGAGAGAGAGCGAAGAUGCUUUCGUUCGAAUAUUAAAUUUGUCGCGACUUUAGUUAAAUCUCCCGUCGAAUCAUCUGUUGUCUCGGGCGUCGUUGAAAUUACGCUGCGAAAAAUAUGAUCUCCAGUGCAAGGCAGGAUAAAUAUUAUUCCUAUAUCUCUCUUUCUCUCUCGUUUCUUUGUGAGAGGGAAUGGGGUAAAAGUUUCAUUCCCCGGCGCGCAUCGCGCGAUCACGAUAUUCUCCCUCGGCCUCCGCGGCCCCGAUCUCGGGCCAUUCACCCCGACUUUAGCAGAGUUAACACCCCCUUUCUCUUCUCGGCGAGUGUUUUUUUUCCAUCCUUUUUUUUCUAUUCGUCGAUGUCCGGUCAAUCUACGGGAUUUCGCGCGGCCUCUCCUCUCUAUUUGUCGCGAUGUAACAAAUAUUUUCAACAUCAAACGUUACACACACGGCACGUGUGUGAAAACCUUUGUAAAUACCCCGUCAUCUCGAUCCCGUAUCUUUCGAGUGAAAUAUGAAACGCGCAAGAACGCGCGGCGGGCGUCUGUGCGAAUGUCGAAUGUGUCAUACGCUUUGUUACGCGUAUCCGUUGACCCAUAAAUUGUAAUACGCGUCUCUCGUUGGAAGUAUAGAAAUUGAAUUGGGGUCUUUCGGAAAACAGCUGCCUGUGCCCGGAUAACCUCUUUGCCUCGACUGAUCAAUAUUGCUCGCCAUUCACGCGGACGUCCGGCGAAAUGUACGCAGAUCCGACGGAUCCCUCUUGUCCCUUUCGUUUCCAUUACGGAUACACCCUCUACGGAGCGGCCGGGAUGAAUAUGUAUUUUCUAGCGAGCUUGCCACGCGAAAGUACUGAAAUUUGUAAAGACCCGUCCGGAGUAGCGUCGUGGCUCUCUGUCUCGACACCUAUUCCCGUACGACCUGUUUUCUCGCUUUCCUCGCUGGAUAAUAACGAUCCCGCGUCCAAGAGGUUUAGUCUUGAAGAUGACAAGGCAUCAUCUUGCGCUGAGUCUUUGUCGAGAGGAAAAAAAAAAUGAACGGACGUCGAAACUUUUGUAGCGUCCCUUCUUUUUAAUAUUUUUCAUUUUCUUCCUCCUUAAUAUUAAUAUCGAUGCCCGAACAAUGAAAUUCUCUGACGCGACGGUCUUGGGAAGCGCUUCUUUUCGCGCGUGAUGAAUAUGCAUUUUAUGCAAAAUACCAGCCGCAUUCGCCGACUUCGAAGUCGAGGAAGAGGAAGGAGCCGAGGCUUCGUAGGAAGGAAAGGCCCGCCGCCCUAACGAUCUCGCGCAAGUCGUCGGCGAAUGAAGGAAUUAUGCGGGAUUAUAAGAGCGUGGAUUCUGAUUUAAUUACGCGUGCGAAUUCGAAUAUUUGUAAUGCGGAGGUGACUGACCCUACUACCUACUCGUGAGUUACAGAGUCGAAGAAAAUAGGAAAGGACAACGCAUCAAGAAAAUCAGAUAUGCCGAGAUAAUAGUGGGGAGGGGGGAGGUCUUCCCCAGAGGGACAGGAGGAAAUUUUAUGGCGCAUUGAGUAUCGAUAAAACUCAGAAUCGAUUCUCUCUUAAUAACGUAUUACUAUGCGAUACUCUGCGUGGGCGACGGAUUACUUGGGGUCUCGCGGGAUAAUAAUAACGCGGUAAUCAACCCUGAGAAGUUUCGCGGAAUAACGGUUUAAUAAUGCAUGCGAAACGCUGUCGGAAUUGGCAUGUCGAAUGGAUAAACGCGAGAUUGAAUUGCAACAUUCACGGUCGCCUUUGAUAAGUUAUACAAUGGACUUUGGAUCGAUGUGAUUUAUCUUGGAAGGACCGCUUAUCGCUUCGCGGUUUUAACGAUCAAAAGCGGAUUAUUAAAAUGUCGGAAAACGUCGGAUAUCCGUGUUUUUUUUUUUUUUUUUCAAUUUGUAAAAUUAUUCGAUUUUUAUAUUAAUGCGAUAUAUAAU
Molecule: messenger RNA, 7109 nt
Organism: Formica exsecta
Lineage: Eukaryota; Metazoa; Arthropoda; Insecta; Hymenoptera; Formicidae
Gene: Hs3st-A
Product: heparan sulfate glucosamine 3-O-sulfotransferase 5
Exons: 5
Coding region: 618-1766 (382 amino acids)
Molecular function (GO): [heparan sulfate]-glucosamine 3-sulfotransferase activity
Source: RefSeq, a predicted model, not a curated record